CCGAGCGACCAACCCGACGGCAGUCGAGUCAGUUUUCCUGGGGAAAGGAGGCCGCCGAGGGAAGAGGCGGCGGCGGCGGCGGCGGCGGCUUUAGCAGCAGCAGCAGCAGCAGCAGCUACAGCGGCGACUCUCCCGCCCGGCCGCCCGCGGAGAGCGCCGAGGCAGGCCGCGGAGGCGUCUCCUCCUCCUCCUCCUCCCCGCCGCUCUUUCUUCUCUCCCUUGCCUUGCCCGUGUCCCCGCCGUGCCUAGAGCCGCCCGCCAUUAGUGCUGGGAGCCGGUGGGUGCCGCCGGGCUCUCGGCCGCCUCGGCUGGGCUGGGCCGGGCCGGGCCGGGGGACGAGUGGGAGCAGUAGCCCGGUCACUCGAGGUUCGGGUCCCCGUUUGAUGGAUCCCCGGAUCGCCUGGUUGCAGCCAGAGCAGCUCGGCCCCUCGAACCGCCUGUGGAUGCAGAUUUGGGAGACCACGCAAGGGGUCCGCAACCUCUACUUCCCGCAGCAGCACGAGCAGCAGCAGCAGCAGCAGCGAGCCCAGCAGCAGCAGCAAACCGCCUCGCCGCCUCCGCCACCACCGCCCGUCACCUCCCCCGACUUCCUGCCGCUCGAGAGCGCCAACCACCAGCAGCACAACCAUCACCACCACCGCCAUCCCCCCGUCGCCUCUUCCACCGCCGCCGCGUCGCCUUCUCCCGCUUCUUCGGCUUCUGCUCACCCCGCCGCCGCCAGCUCGAACAAUUCGGCCGCCAGCAACAAGAGGAAACGGGACAACAAGGCCAGCACCUUCGGCCUCAAUUACACACUCUUGUUAGGGCCCGCCGGAGAAAGCGGGGACCCGGCGCCAGGAGACGGGCCCCUGGGGAGGCCGCAAGCCGGCCCGGACGAGCCCGCCUACACCGGCACCCCGUGGAAGAAGACGAAUUACAGCCAAGGAGUGGUGGGUCUUCACGAAGAGAUCAAUGACUUCUACAAAUAUAUGUCUCCCAGACCUGAAGAAAAAACAAUGCGAAUGGAGGUGGUGAAUAGGAUAGAAAACGUUAUAAAGGAACUCUGGCCUAAUGCAGAUGUGCAGAUAUUUGGAAGUUUUAAGACUGGUUUAUAUUUACCUACAAGUGAUAUUGAUUUAGUCGUGUUUGGAAAAUGGGAGACGUUGCCUCUGUGGACCCUGGAAGAGGCUCUCAGAAAGCACAACGUGGCAGAUAAAGAGUCAGUAAAGGUUUUAGACAAAGCAACUGUACCGAUCAUUAAACUGACUGAUUUCUCCACUGAUGUAAAAGUUGAUAUCAGCUUUAACGUACAGAACGGGGUAAAAGCUGCUCAUCUCAUCAAAGAUUUUAUCAAGAAAUAUCCUGUAUUGCCAUAUCUAGUUUUAGUACUGAAACAGUUCUUAUUGCAGAGGGACCUCAAUGAAGUAUUUACAGGUGGAAUUGGAUCAUACAGUCUUUUUUUAAUGGCUGUCAGCUUCCUCCAGUUACAUGCCAGAGAAGAUGCCUGUGCCCCCAAUGCCAACUACGGGGUCCUUUUAAUAGAAUUUUUUGAAUUAUAUGGACGUCAUUUCAACUAUCUGAAAACAGGGAUCCGAAUAAAGGAUGGUGGUUCAUAUGUGGCCAAGGACGAAGUGCAGAAGAAUAUGCUGGAUGGCUAUAGACCAUCAAUGCUAUAUAUUGAAGACCCACUACAACCAGGUAAUGAUGUCGGAAGGAGUUCUUACGGUGCCAUGCAAGUAAAACAGGCCUUUGAUUAUGCAUACGUUGUUUUGAGCCAUGCAGUAUCACCGAUAGCGAAAUAUUACCCCAACAACGAAAAUGAAAGUAUAUUAGGAAGAAUAAUCAGAGUGACGCAAGAAGUGGCGACAUACAGAGAUUGGAUAUCAAAGCAAUGGGGAAUUCAGAACAGCACAGAGGCUUCGUGCAAUGGUAAUGGGGUGGCCUUGAUAGUAGAUAAACAACAGCUAGACAAAUGCAACAAUAAUAUUUCUGAAGAGAAUGAAUCACUAGGGAAACCUAGAAGUAAAACCUCAGAGACGCCAAGCAAACACUCGUCAAAUUCUUCAUCAGGUCCUUUGUCAUCAUCUUCUUCUACACUUUCCAGCUCCAGUGACGUAGAGUCUGAUGGAACACCAUGCAAAACCUCUAAACAGCUGGGCUGCCGCCAAACUACAGCAAACAGAAUGGCAACUCAGGACAUAUCAUCACUGGGAUCCACGCAGUUGAGUGGGAAAAUACCAAGCGGCCAAACAGUGAAUACAGCCAGUGUUGCAAACAAACCCCAGCACGGAUCCACAAGGCUCUUCCGCACUUCUUCCAACAAAGGCUUCCAAGGUCCAGGAAAUUCAAGCCAUGGUACCUCGGUGAUCAACAAACAGCACCAAGGCAGCAAAACGCACCAGUUUUUCCACGGCAAAAGGAGGAAAUACAAGAGGGACGUGGUCCUUUCAGACCUUUGUAGAUAGUUUUCCUAUCUGACAAUUUGACUGUUCUUCUGUGUGCAAUGAUCUCAUGCUACAAGAGUAAGUUUGGACACUGAUUCCCCAGACCGUCUCUGGAGUCUCAAGACUGUUGAAACGUUGAUUAGCAACGCGUUUUAGUUUUUUCCAGCCCGCCACGGAACAGAUCAUGAAGACUGAUAACUGCAAAAAAAAAAAAAAAAAAAAGGGGGGGGGAGGGAGGAAGAAGAGGAAGCCACUCAUCCGAUAAGUCAUAUGCUACAACAGGGUUGUUUAGGAUAUAAAAGCUUGAAUGUAAAAUAAAUAUCUCCCAUCAGCUUCUGUGCUGACCUGUAGGGGGUAGUACUCAGUGUGUUUAAGGGGUUGGUAAUAAACUAAAAUAAAAAAAGGAUAAAAAGUGAAUAAAAAGUGAAAAAAAAUGUAUUUUGAGGGAAACCCAAAGUUCAAAGGAGUAAAUUCGUGCAUGAUAAUUUUAAAAUUAUUUUUGCAUAUAUUUACCAUUUUAUUGUGUAUCUAUAGAUGACCAUAUAGGAAAAUUGACAUUUGUAAUAGUGGAUUUGUUAAUACUUUUUACAUAACAUUACCGUUUAAAUUGUAGAAACAUUUUUUUCUUUUCCUUUUCCCUCAGGAGUAGUUUAAUUAUUAUUAUUUUUUAAAAAAAACAACUGAAUUGUCAGCUGAACAUCAGAGAAAUGUAGUGAUUAACAUGGCUCAGAAUUGUGGUUUUCCUUUUAGCAUUGAAAUAAUUUAAUAGCACAUUUAUGCAUCUGCACAAAUUGCUUCUCUGAAGAAGGAAAAAGAUAGACGCUGGGGUACGGACUUGUUUAUAAAGUGUACAAAUACAUCCUGUGUCAACUCUGAUCUUGUAUUCCUCUCUUGCGAGGAAAAAUGAACUUUUCACCUUGUUUCUAAAGUGCCAUCAUCUCAGGCAAUGGGGUAUUCCAGGUUAAUUUCCAUCAGAAAUCUUUCUUUUUUCCUUCCUUCCUUUAUUUUCUUACAUAGGAAACCAAGCUACUUUACUGGGGGAAAGGGGAAUACUCAGCUGCAUUGAUAAGAAACAACAACACGAAUUUGUUGGUGAUGUUUGUAUUUUGGGACUUCCUCAGAAUCCUAUGCCUUUUUUUUUUAAUUUUGGUGCCUUCAUCCCUACCUCUUCCCUUUUUUUCCACCCUUCUUUUGCAAAUUUGUAUCUUUUUUCUUCUUAAAAAAACAAACAAAACUUAAGGCGAAAUGGAACUAUUAAGGCAGUUGAACAAAAAUUACCUUAGUGUUAUUUCAUUCCCUUUUAGAUAUUUUUAAUCCACCCUUAAAUAAUUAAAUGGUCUUCAAUAAUGGAAAUAAAUUUGUAUUGCUGUCUAUAAAGAGCUGAAAACUUUCAUAUCCAAGUAUUUCUUCAUUGAAUUUUCCCUCCCACACAGCCUCUUAAAAUGUUUGAACAUUUCCUAGCUCAGCGGUGCUGUGGAUUUUAAGACUGAUGAGAAGUUUAUGCUAUGAAUGCAAAAUGGAAUGUGUAGAGUUGUAGUCACUUGCAUUGCUUGCAAAAAAGAAAAGAGAAAAAAAAGGAUUUGGAGCACUUUAAUUGAUAGAAUGUAAAGUGACAUUUACUGUAACAUUUUUUCUUUGAACAGGAAUGUGAGUGAGUGAGUGAGUGAGUGAGUGUUCGUUCAGUAUGUAUGACUGUUCAGUGUAUCCAAUCUGAAGAAUGAUGAUGAUCCUUUUUUGAGGAAUAUUUGCUAUUAGAUGUUUCUUUUAUAAAUUACAGACCAACUUGACCUUUAAUAAGCGCUGAUCAAGUGCAAAAGCUUUUAAAGUAAAAUAAUGCAACACGACCAAAAACUGUCAUGAAUGAAAACUAAUAAAAAACACGGUCUAGAUUAAGUAUGGACAGAAGGUAGAUCUCUAGAUGUUUGAGACUUCUGGAAAUCUACUUUCUGCCCACCCCUGUUCUAGAUGGUAAAGCAUUUUGACUUCCCCCCCAAAAAAGGGAGGAAAAAAACAAAACUUUGCCACCAUAAUACUCAAGAACACUAAGCUUAAAAUAAAGAGAAUGUUAACUCGACAAUGAGUGAAAUUUUAGAUAGACAUUUUGUUCCGAUCAUUUUUUUAUCAACCAGAUUUUUGUUAACUAGAAUUUAGUACAAGGCGUCACAUUAUGCAUUAUCAGAGUAUUUAUUUUGAGUUAAAAUACGUUUUAUAACUGUAUAGGCCUACCUUCACUGCUUUGGGAACAAAUUCUAAAUUAUAUUAAUCCAGUAUUACUAGCUGCUGUUAUCAAACGCUGUUACAAAUGUGUAAUACACCGAUCUGUAUUACUUAACCACACUGAAGUUUUUUAUUUGAUUUUUUUUAAAAUCACCCUCAUUGUUGGAAACAAAUGUUCUGUGAGGAUGCAGAGGUUGGUGUUCCAAUAAGUAUCUGAUUAUUUUAAUGUGGUGGUAGCGGGAAGAUAAUCUUGAUUCCAUUUGGGAAUCUUAGGUUUGCCUCAAUUUAUGGUUUUCAUAAAUUUUAAUGGAAAAAUAGCUUUUCCUGGACUGCUCAAGUUUCAUUUUGUAAACAGUAUCUUUCUAACAAAAGAAGACAACGAAGAAAAAGCAUGAAGGAAAAAUUGAGGUAUUUACUUUGCCUCAAAUAACCAGCAUUGUAUUCAUAAAAUACUGUAUAUCUAGCAAAUCUUUAUUUAAACUGAACAGUUGAACUGUUCAUUUUUUUCAACCUGAAGUAAAAAAAAAAAAAAACACUUUCAAACCUCUUAUGUUUUGCCUGCUCAUUUAUCUUGUACAUUUCAUCUCUGUAUUCAACUUAAGUCUAAUUCCUUUUUUGAGUUUCAAUACUUUUUUUGUGAAAAUUUUGUGAAAUAUAUAUAUAAAAAAUAAAUGUUUCAACACAA
Messenger RNA from Elgaria multicarinata webbii, 5325 nucleotides. It is a transcript of the gene TENT4B, whose product is annotated as terminal nucleotidyltransferase 4B. The transcript has 14 exons. Gene Ontology annotation, biological process: RNA 3'-end processing. Gene Ontology annotation, cellular component: TRAMP complex; nucleolus. Bases 384 to 2444 code for a protein of 686 amino acids. The record is from RefSeq and is a predicted model, not a curated record. Lineage: Eukaryota; Metazoa; Chordata; Lepidosauria; Squamata; Anguidae. Gene Ontology annotation, molecular function: poly(A) RNA polymerase activity; mRNA binding.